Ipomoea nil (Japanese morning glory) is the source of this 3338-nucleotide messenger RNA. RefSeq lists its product as uncharacterized. NCBI's taxonomy places the organism in Eukaryota, Viridiplantae, Streptophyta, Magnoliopsida, Solanales, Convolvulaceae. The transcript has 18 exons. The coding region runs from base 783 to 3119 and encodes 778 amino acids. Gene Ontology annotation, molecular function: protein binding. The record is from RefSeq and is a predicted model, not a curated record.
UAGGAAUGUAGGAUAAAUAAGCUGCCUCUAUUGACUAUUGUUAUAAGAACAUAUAUAAUAGAAAAUUAUUGACUUGAGAUAUGAAUUAAAAUCUUGUUGGUAUUCGCAAACCAAACUGAAGUCCGAACCGAAACUGAAUCGAACUACAAUGUUAAACCAAAUGGUUUCGUUUUUUCAAAACUGAACAAACCGAAACCGUACCGGAAUUGAAAAAAACCGAAUGGAAGACCGAAAUGCCCACCCCUAAUCAGGACAAAAACACAGAAAAGCAAGCAAAAUAGAAUCCAAUAAUUUGUGGCCGAGGCCUUUGUCAACCAAACAUGUUUUUCAAACAGUUUUGCUUGAAUUAUCAGUACAAUUAAACAUGUAUUUUUGUACUUUUUGUAUUUUAAAUAUAAAAAAAGCUUUUUGAGGACACAUUAUUUGAAGUGUAGAUUUUAUUUCAACAUGCUCAGAUCUGUUUUAACUUUUAAAUUUUGCCUGUUUUAAUUUCAUUUGGAUAAUUUUUGGAUUUUUAUGGUACUUUUCUGUCAAAAGAUGUGUAUGAUUUGCACUUUGAAACUGUUUUAUCAUGCAUGGUCCUUUAUGGUUCUCAAUUUUGGAACUCAUAUCUGAAACAUGGUGCAGCUGCUGGAUUUUUGUUAUGCCAACUUGUUUCUUCAAUUGACAUUCUUGUGUAACCUAUGAUGCUGAUAGAUGUAUUGUCUUUCUGAGGCAGCAUAUUAAUCUUUCUUUUCUCUUAUCUCUUAAUACAGCAAGGGUGUUAAACCCAUAUUAAUAAAAUGGGAAUACCAGUGGCUCUAAGACUUCAUUGCUUGAAAGAAAUUCAUAGACUCUUACCUCUAAAUCAUGCAGGGAAAAGUUAUCAGCUUCUUGGAGGAGCUGGAAGUUUAGUUCCAUUGUGUUUGAGCUCAUCACUUCAGAAAUCCAUUGGAAGCAUUGAAAAACAUGAUUACAAAAGCUGUGAUUAUCGUAGGUAUUCAACUAUAUCAAAAUCAAAACAAGAGUCUCUUCCGCAACAUGAUUUAUUGUCCUUCAUCCAAUCUACUAUUAACAAGCAUGAAGGCCCUUCUCAUUGUUGGUUAAACGGAAUUGCGUUGAAAAAGAAUUUCUUUAAGAAAGAAGGCAUUACUUUAGUUCUUGUAGCUGAAUUCUUUCAAGGUUCCUCUUUGUCACAGCAUGACCUUUUUAUCAUGCUUGAUAAAGUCAAAUUACUUCAGCAGAGGUAUCCUUUCCUUCCAGUAAUGGGAUAUCAAUAUAGCACAUCUCCCCUUCUCUCUAAAGAUGAUUACACACAUUUGCUCCGAAGAGUGAUGAAGGAAUACAUAACCUUUCCUAUUUUGUUGUCUAACAAGAAUUUUCCUAAGAUUACCGGUGGGACAUGUUGCAUCAUUUUCAGGGGCCUUAAGAGUCCUAUAAUCUACCAAGGGAAGGAAGUGGAUUCCAUGAUUCUUGACGAUGUCAUCAAGGAUUUGAAAGUUCAGGAUAGGAAGACCGCUAAUUUCAUGCAUAAUAUGAAUAGUCCUUGGGAAAAACCACUUGAAGUAUUCAAGGAGCCAUAUCUCUGCUUUCCCUUGCGAAAUUUAUUUCUUUAUUUUCCAGGUUGUGUUUCAGUUGAUGAGAAAGGAAAUCGCGUUUUCGUUUCUGACAGUAAUCACCAUCGGAUCAUUGUAUUUGAUGCUAAUGGAGAAAUUCUAGACUCUAUUGGUUCCUCUCCUGGUUUUGAAGAUGGAGACUUUGAAAAUGCGAAGUUAAUGCGCCCUGCAGCUUCGUUUUAUCAUGCUGCUGACAAUUGCUUGUACAUUGCUGACUCAGAGAACCAUGCCAUCAGGAGAGCUGAUAUGGAGAGGAGAAUUCUAGAUACAUUGUAUCCAGCAACGAACUCAAAUAAGGAUUCCAAUAGUUUAUGGAGCUGGAUUUUUGGCAAGCUUUGGAGCAGGAAGGAUAUAGAGGCUAAAUCUGAUGAAUUUCCUCCAAAAACAUUGCUAUUCCCUUGGCAUAUUUCAAAAUGCCAAAAUGAUCUCUUUGUUCUUAAUCGCAACUUGCAGACCUUAUGGAUCCUGGACUUGGCCUCAGGGGCUCUCCAAGAAAUUGUGGAAGGAUUCUCGAAUAUAUUGGAGAAAUGUGGGCAUCUUAUUCUGGAGAAGUCAAAUAUUCUUAAACAAAUACCAAAUGAUUUGUUGAAGCAGCUAACGCAUACUGAUUGCUCAUUGGAGGGAAUUCCAUAUGCUGAUCUCAUAUCUUCCAUUGCUACUUUUCAAGAUGAUAUAAUCAUUUGUAAUACAGUUGGUCAGGAGGUAUUAAAGUUCAAUAGCAAAUCUGGGACUUUAUCACCCUUCCAGUUCUCAAAUUUUAGCAUCCUUGGCCUUCCUUAUUGGUUCUCAUUUCCUAUGGAGCGAGUAUAUGCUACUAAAGAUGCACUAUCAGGACUUCAUGUUGAUCAUGCUGAACUUUUUAACUUGCUGCCAGGUAAAGUUGACAUAAAAUUGAGUAUCGACAUACCCAAGUCAUUUGAGCUGGUGGAGCCCUUGAAUGAAAGUUGCAUAUGGCGCCAAGUUAGAGGAGCAGCAACAGUAGUCUCUGAAGCAGAGAAAGUUUCCACUUCUGAAAAGGUAUGCGCUGCCCAACAAUGGUACGAUGAACUUGACCACCGAACCUUCUGGGAAUCGGAAUUGGAAGUAGAAUCAAACAAAGAAGUACACAGCUCAACUGAAUCGAGCGUAGAACUGCUUAGCUCAAGUCCUUCGGAAGUUGUGCCAGAAGGGAAAGUUCUCACUGAUUGCUGCAUCAACACCAGUCCUGGUACAAGUGAGGUCAUUAUCUCUGCUGCGCUGUAUUUGAAACUGAGGAAGACUGCAGAUUCCGGCAUGGAUAGUCGGGAGCAGAAGGCUGCCAAGAUAGCGGAUAGUUUGGACCCCACUAGAAGGGUAAGCAAAGAUUUGCUCGUUUCAUAUCUGUUGGCAUCAAAAAGAGAUUUGGAAGGCCUCAUUGUAACUCGACCUUUACAAGUGAGGCUCAAGUUUGAGUGCCCAAACCACCCAACAUCAGAAGAUAAUUCCAAAGAAAUUAUCAUAACUGAUUCUUCUAUAGAUGUUAGUGUUUCUCUUUUGAACCCAUAGUUUCUUACAGGCAAAAUAUAUUACUUUUAUCAUCCUUGUAUUUCUAUAUUGUUGUAAAAAUUUUGGUUUAUUGUAGUGGACUUUGAUCUUACCUCUCAUACUUCAAGAAGUUUUAUGGUAUAGUUGGAGUUUUAUUGAAAAAGAGAAUUUUCAGAGAACUGCUGUCUGCUGAUUGAAAUUAUAGUAUUAUACAUUGAAUACAUUCGAUUCAUUGAUUCA